Messenger RNA from Symsagittifera roscoffensis, 1009 nucleotides. RefSeq lists its product as uncharacterized. The record is from RefSeq and is a predicted model, not a curated record. The transcript is spliced from 4 exons. NCBI's taxonomy places the organism in Eukaryota, Metazoa, Xenacoelomorpha, Acoela, Convolutidae. The coding region runs from base 171 to 974 and encodes 267 amino acids.
UGCCAUUGAUGCAACAUAAAUUGAAUGCUUCAUAAUCAUAAGAUGGUUGAUUUGAAUGAAUUGUUUUUUCUUAAUUAAAAAAUAAUUUUUGAAAAUUGUUUUAGAGUUUAAAAUUGUUUUCAACCUAUUUCUUUUUGUUCAUUGCAUUUCUUUACUCGAUAAGCCCUUCAAUGUCAAGUUCGACCAAUAUUGUCGUUGGCCUUGCCUGCAUCUUCAUUGACCUUGGGGUGUUGACCUUGACCGCCCUUGCCCUGGGGGGAGGUACCUGGAUUGAAGAAGUGCGUGAACAAGGAGACUUCUUCACGCGUGCUCAGAACUCGUACCAUGACAUGGCCAUGUUUUCCAAUAACAUGGAUUUGACUAGUAUAGGAAUGUGGAGGUACUUCACACAGCCGGGAGUGUCUUUUCCGUUGCCAUUUAGAGACCCCGAGAUCCUAGCAGGAACUUUUGCCUUCAUUGGGUCUCUAUUGUGUGGGUGUGCUGCAGUGGUCAUGUUGUCCUUCCAGAUCAUGGGAGUACACAGCAACUCAGCGGCACUAUCACUAACCAUCCUCUGGUCAUUUUUCUUCCAGAGCAGCCUUCUGCUGGUUGGUGACUCAGUAGUGCUCUACUACUUCCAAUCCACGUUCGAGUACGAAUCACUUGGCCACUCCCAUCACGAGGGAUGGGUCGCGUUCUCCCUAAGUCUCCUCAACAUCACUGCCGCCUGCUUCCGACUGUACACGGCAACACAGGCAAUUCAGAGUCCUCUCGAUACUAUGGAGGUUCGUUCAGAAUACAUGGACGCUGCACGUGCUGUCGAAUUAGCGAGAAGGAACAGUUACAACGGAGCAACUUUUAGGGUUCUCCAAUCACCCCCCACAAGUGGGACCCAUAACAGCAACUCAAGUAACAUGGGUGCGAACUACCGAUGGAGUGACAUUGAUUUGUUGCACCACAGGAUGUCUGAGAAAAGAUACUUACAGAACGCCUAAACCUGAUUUUCGCAUUUAAGCAUCAAGUUUUAUUU